Molecule: messenger RNA, 1586 nt
Organism: Ceratina calcarata
Lineage: Eukaryota; Metazoa; Arthropoda; Insecta; Hymenoptera; Apidae
Product: WD repeat domain 74 lethal (2) k09848
Exons: 8
Coding region: 133-1380 (415 amino acids)
Biological process (GO): ribosomal large subunit biogenesis
Cellular component (GO): nucleolus; preribosome, large subunit precursor
Molecular function (GO): protein binding
Source: RefSeq, a predicted model, not a curated record
CGACGUCCACGUGUGAAUCGCGUCGAAUCGGGUGCACGUGGUGAGGACUGCGAGGAUCGUGUUUCGUAAGAGAAUCCGUUUCUUCUCCUUACUGGAGACUCCUGUUCUGGUUUCGGACUUGUGCGUCUCGGAAUGAGUCGAACGGACGAUUUCGACGUUUACGUCGGCGGUAAAACCGGAACGUUCACGGGUGUAAAGAUGACCGCGCGGGAUUGUCUGACGAAGAACGUACGAGACUGGGUGACUGUACCGGGAAAGGGUGAGGUUACUACCGUUUCUUGGGGUGACGACGACGAGAGAGAGAUUCUGGUCGCGUCCGGCGUCGACGGUACCAGAAGCGUCGAGGUGUACGAUACGGACUCUUCCACGUGCACGUGUACGUUUCGUUGUGACUACGGAAGAGGAAAGAUCGUUGGGAUCUCGCGGUACGACGAAGCGAUUUUGACUGCCGUCCAUACGGGAGAGGUGAAACUGUGGCGAUUCGAGGAACGAGACGGAUUUGUCCUCGGAGCUGGCGCCAAUUUAGAGAGAAUGCGUCACUCGAGAGCGAAUAAACAUGUCAUAGCCACGGGAGGUUUCGAGAAUCAAUUGAGAUUGUUCGAUCUGAACAGGCAACGGCAAAUUUUCAUAGAGAAGAAUCUGUCUCACGACUGGCUGCAGUUGAGGGUUCCCGUUUGGAUUUCUGACAUAGACUUCCUUCCCGACACGGAACUAGUUGCUACGGUCAGCAGACACGGACACGUACGGUUGUACGAUCCAAAGACGCAAAGGAGGCCCGUCGUAAAUCUCGAGAUGAAGGACGAAGCGUUGACGACUUUGGCCGUUACGCCGCGAGAAAGGCAAAUAAUAGUCGGCAGUGGCAAAGGCAGGAUGAACCUCGUCGAUCUGAGGAGUCCGGCCAAAUCGUUGAAUACCUAUAAAGGAUUCGUCGGUGGUGUGACUGGCAUAGUUUGCAGCAAGACUGGUCCUUACGUCGUCAGCGUCGGUUUAGACAGACAUUUGAGGGUACAUCACGUUCGUACGAAACGGAUGUUACGAAAAAUUUACUUGACCUCGAAACUGUCCUGUGUCUUGCUGCGUUCCGACUUUUCGUUGCCGUCGGCCAAUGACGAGAUCGAAGAAGAGACUGUGCAACGGAGCAAUGGCAACGUCGACACUGGAACCGAAGAGAACGAUUCGGAAUACGACGUGCUGUUUGACUCUAUGCCAGUGAUCGGUAAUGAAACGAAUGGUACAUUGGCGAGAGGGAAGAAGAGAAAACUUGUACGUGCAAAAGUGCCUCGGGAAAUCGUAUUUACCGAACGAUCGGAAGAAGAGAAAGGAGUUGGAAAAAGGAUAUCGAAUUCUAAAAGAAUCAAGGACCAGUUAGAACGUGUUUGAUCGUAUUACGUACCAUGGUACCGUGGUACGUACGUACAGCGCGUGUUGCUAAUGAUCGAGAGAAUGUUUUCACGUUUUUGUAACUCUGUUUAUAAAGCUGUCGAAUACUGUUUGUAUUGGACAUAGAAUGACUCUCUGCGAGAAGCAGAGGUGACGAGGCACCCAAAAAUUAUUACGAACGUUCAAAUAAGACGUUUCUGUCACGA